This is a messenger RNA of Setaria italica (foxtail millet), 1352 nucleotides long. Its product is annotated as tetraspanin-2. Gene Ontology annotation, biological process: auxin-activated signaling pathway. The transcript is spliced from 2 exons. Gene Ontology annotation, cellular component: plasma membrane; plasmodesma. Lineage: Eukaryota; Viridiplantae; Streptophyta; Magnoliopsida; Poales; Poaceae. The record is from RefSeq and is a predicted model, not a curated record. Bases 114 to 920 code for a protein of 268 amino acids.
CUCCGGGGCAUCCGGGCAUCGCCAUUCGCCAGCCACCACACCACCACCACUCCACUCCAGUGCGUGUCCACCCCCGCGCCGCGCCGGCAGCCCGAAGAGCCAGCCAGCCAGCCAUGGCGGUGAGCAACAACAUCACGGCGUGCGUGACGCUACUGGCCCUGAUCUGCGCGGUGCCCGUGAUCGCCUCGGGGAUCUGGUUCGCGUCGGCGCAGGGGGACGAGUGCGCGCGCCUGGCGCGGUGGCCCGUCGCCAUCCUCGGCGGCCUGCUCCUCCUCGCCGCCCUCGCGGGCUUCGUCGGCGCCUACUGGAACCGCCGCCGCCUCCUCGCCUUCUACCUCUUCGCCAUGGCCGCGCUCAUCGUGCUCCUCAUCGCGCUCCUCGUCUUCGCCUUCGCCGUCACCCGGGGCUCGGGGGCGUACCCGGUCCUGGGCCGCGCCUACGACGACUACCACCUCGACGGCUUCUCCAUGUGGCUCCGGGGGUACGUCUCCGACGACCCGGGGAGGUGGGAGAAGAUCAAGGCGUGCCUCGUCGUCUCCGACACCUGCAAGAAGCUCGCGCGGCAGGCCGCCUUCGUCAACGCCGAGCAGUUCUACCAGUCGCACCUCUCGCCGCUACAGUCCGGCUGCUGCAAGCCGCCGUCGGUGUGCGGGUUCAGCUACGUGAGCCCGACGGUGUGGACGGCUCCGGCGCGGCCGGCGGCGGACCCGGACUGCGGGCUGUGGAGCAACGACCCCGCCCAGCUCUGCUACGAGUGCGAGUCCUGCAAGGCGGGGCUCCUGGAGGCGCUCCGCGACCAGUGGCACAAGGCCAACAUCGCGCUCGUCGUCGCCACCGUCUGCCUCCUCCUCCUCUACCUCAUCGGCUGCAGCGCCUACAAGAACGCCCAGGCCGCCGCCUUCUUCAGCCGCUACAAGUGAUCCGUCGAUCGAUGGUGAGUUAGCUCGCCGGCCGGAGGCGUCGCCGUAUGUCAGGCUAUGUUGAUUGUUGUAUGUUGUGCACAAGUAGCUGUGAUCGAUGUGCUUCCUUCAGUCUCUUCUUUUUUGCUUUUGUGGUGGUAGCUAGCAGUAGAUGAUGUAAGAUGUGUUGCAAGGUAGAGGAGAUGUAAGAUUGAAGGUCGGGGUCGAUGUUAGGAUUGAUUAAUUUGGUCGUGCUUUUGUUUAAUUUUCUGUCAGUGAUCAGCAAUGACUGAAGAUCAGUGACCAGGUUAGGUGCACGCAUCACCAUUGCCGAUUUGUUCAGACUCGUUGGCUUUGCUUCCUCUGCUGCCGGGGGCAGUCAGAUUUGUUAGGUUUAAUUAGUCAGAUUUUGUUUCCCCCGUUGUGAAACAGGAUGGCUAGUGAGACUUGUCA